AUGAAGUUAUCUCUGAAACUCGAAGAUCAACAACAAAAUCAAAACCCAAUCCUCGUCAGGGCUAAAAUUCCCGUCACUGUUUUCGGUCUUCCUUUCCUCUCCGCCUUCUCCGCCACUCACCAUCACGCCGCCGCCGCCUCCGACAAGCUCUCCCUCUCUCUCCGUACCCACUUUCCGUCCGGUCCCUCACUCAAGCUCUCCUACAACACCCCCACAACCACCACCGCCACCGCGGCUGCAGCUGCCACCGCACCUCUCACGCUCACUCUCAAAUCAGGGGUAAGCCUUUCAGGUUCCCCCAACAAUUCCCCUCUCAUAAUCUCCGCCAAUUUCUCUUUCUCACCUCAAAACCCUAACCCUAACCCUACUUUCUCCAUCCAGUUCAAACCCCGAUUAGGAUCAUUCUCUCUCCGUAAAUCAGUAUCCUCCACUGUCUCAAACCCUAGUAAGAAGCCCAAUGGUGAGAGUACCGCUGGUAGUGAGAAUUCAUAUGGAUUUGUGCCAUUGGAUCGGCCUAUCAAUUGGAAGGAACUAACAGUGGAAUCAGCCACGAAAGACUCGAUCUUGUCGGGGAUUUUGAUGUCGGCCGAUACCGAGUUGCCAGUGACUAAACGGGUCAAGGUAAAUUUACGGUGGGGCGUGAAUAUCCCAUCUGAUUACGAGAAGCAAUUGCCGUAUUUGAGGGUGAACAAAAUUAAAGUUGAGAGAAUUGAUGAGGUAGUGGAAGAGAAAGGGAAUCAGAAGCAGGGAAUUCUGGGUGAUUCCGGUGAGUUUGAGAUGUUGAAGGGCAUGUAUUCUUGGAUGAGCAGAGAAUUGAAUGAUUUACAGAAGGAAAACAGAGAGAUGAGACACACAUUGGAGGACAUGAAAUCACUGCAGUCAAUGAGGAAUUACAAUGGAUACGCUGCUGCUACUGGUGGUGGUGGUGGUGGUGGUGGAGGAAAGAGGCCAGUGCCGGUGGUUGAAAAUUCCGAUGGAUUUGAGCAGUGGAGGAUGAAGAAGAGUGGCGGCAGUGGUGAGGCUAAUGGGCAGAGAGAAACUAAGAAGAAUUUGACUUCGGUAGAUGUGGAGAGUGAAUUGCAGAGAGCAAUUAAGGCUGCAUCAACUUCAUGA
Molecule: messenger RNA, 1113 nt
Organism: Lactuca sativa (garden lettuce)
Lineage: Eukaryota; Viridiplantae; Streptophyta; Magnoliopsida; Asterales; Asteraceae
Source: RefSeq, a predicted model, not a curated record